GGAGCCACACAGGCCAGGGCCAAGUUUUACAAGAAUUUCUUCAGUUCUCCUUCCAAGUCUCAGAAUUUUGCCUCUCUUUAUUAUAAACACAGAUCUUUCUAAAAUUUUCCCAGAAGUCAAAUCUGACCACUCUCAGUCGUCAUGGUUUGCCAGCUGUCCUCAACUUAAUCCAAGCUCCCGCUCCUAGCGGUCGAGGCCCUCCCUGGUUGGCUCCGUGACCCCUCUAGCUUCGUCCAUUCCUCCGAACACCUUACCUACAGGCAGUCGCCCACCGUGCCUCCCGUUGAACCUUUGCUCAGCUGUGCUUUCUGCUGGGGAUGUCUUCUCCUCCUCUGAACUACCUGACAAAUACCCGCACAUCUUUCAGAACUUGACUUAGGCAUCAUCUCUUUAGGGAACCUCUGACUGCCUCCUUCCAGUGAGUGCUCCGUGUUUUGUGCACCUCUGCUCCCCCAGUAGACUUUCACCUGCAAACCCUUAUGCAUCUAUUCCACCUUCUUCCCACGCAGACUGAGCACUGGCGGUGGCUGGGUUUCUCUCUGUCACCGUCAGGCUGUACUGGGCUGGACCCACCACAAACCAUAGUAAAUGUUGAAAGAAAGAAUGAAAGUACUAUUGGGGCCCUCACACUCUUUAGGGAGACCUGGUGCAUUGGAAUUGGAUGAACUUGGGUUGAGGUACAAACACUCUAAGAGCUGCCUGCUCAUGGGCAAGUAAUUGGAAUUCUGAGCCCAAUUUCCGCCACUCUGCCUACCCGCGGGAUUCUGCGAAAUAACCUGUGAGGUUUCUGGUAAAGUGCCUGGCUUCCUGCAGCAGCUCAAAUAUGUAUCACCCUGGCAUCCCAGAAGCAGAGGAGAAGAAAGUGUCCAGUUAGUGAGCAGAGGGAGUGUAAGGGGACCAGGAGCAGAAACCCCUGAGACCCCAGUGUGCUUGGGUUUCUAAAACAGGGCUGGCCACCUGCUCUGUCCUGAGCAAAGUCAAGUUAGGCGGAUGGGGGUGGGGUGAUGGAUCAUGGUCCCCCAAGGCCAAGCCCUCCCCAGGCUGCUGGAAUGGACCAGCCCCCAGUGACAUCACAAUCCUGAGUGGUUGCCAAGGCACUGCUGGAGGUGGGCCCUCCUUUCUCUCCACGGAGCUCUAGGAUGUGAUGUGAGAAAGGUGAGCAAGGAAGGCAGAUGGCUUCGAGGAACAGCCAGAGCCCCGUGCCCAUGGGCACGGCUCAGGGUGACCCUGGAGAGGCAGGAAUGCUGUCAGCUCCCGAUGCUGGCAUUCGGGACACAGGUUCAGCUACUCAGCUGAAGACGAAGCCCAAGUAUGUGCGCAAGAUCAAGGCGCUCGUUAUCGACCUGGGCUCGCAGUACUGCAAGUGUGGCUACGCAGGAGAGCCGAGGCCCACCUACUUCAUCUCCUCCACGGUGGGCAAGCACUACUCCGAGGCGGCUGAUGUGGGCGAUGCCCGCAAGGAAACCUACGUGGGCCAUGAGCUGCUCAACAUGGAGGCACCUCUGAAGCUGGUUAACCCUCUAAAAUGCGGCGUUGUGGUGGACUGGGACUGCGUCCAGAACAUCUGGGAGUACAUCUUCCACACCGCCAUGAAGAUCCCCCCGCAGGAGUAUGCUGUGCUGGUGUCCGACCCCCCGCUCAGCCCCAGCAGUAACCGGGAGAAGUAUGCGGAGCUCAUGUUCGAGACCUUCGGCAUCCCCGCCAUGCACGUGGCGUCCCAGUCGCUGCUGUCCAUCUACUCCUACGGCAAGACCACAGGGCUGGUGGUGGAGAGCGGGCACGGCGUCUCGCACGUGGUCCCCAUCUCAGAGGGCAACGUGCUGCCAGGCCUGACUGGCCGCGUCGACUACGCCGGGGGCGACCUCACCAACUACCUGCUGCAGCUGCUCAACGAGGCCAGCCACAAGUUCACCGACGACCACCUGCACAUCAUCGAGCACAUCAAGAAGACGUGCUGCUACUCGGCUUUGCUGCCGGAGAAAGAGCUUGGCCUGUCCCUGGAGGAGCUGCGCGUGGACUACGAGCUCCCGGACGGCAAGCUCAUCACCAUCGGCCGUGAGCGCGUGCAGUGCGCGGAGAUGCUCUUCCAGCCCAGCCUGGUGGGCAGCACCCAGCCCGGCCUCCCUGCGCUCACAGCGACGUGCCUGGGCUGCUGCCAGGGGGAAGGAUUCAAGGAGGAGAUGGCCGCCAACGUGCUGCUGUGUGGCGGCUGCACCAUGCUGGAUGGCUUUCCUGAGCGCUUCCAGAGGGAGCUGAGCCUCCUGUGUCCUGGUGACAGCCCCACUGUGGCUGCGGCCCCCGAGAGGAAGACGUCCGUGUGGACGGGAGGCUCCAUCCUGGCAUCCCUACAGGCGUUCCAGCAGCUCUGGGUCAGCAAGGAAGAGUUUGAGGAGCGGGGCAGUGUGGCCAUCUACACCAAGUGCUGAGCAGUGGCACCUGGACAGGCCAGGCCUUUGGGGACGACCUCAGGCCACUCUAUACAUUUACAGAAUUUCACAUAAAAUUUUA
This is a messenger RNA of Phyllostomus discolor (pale spear-nosed bat), 2508 nucleotides long. RefSeq names its product actin like 7B (gene ACTL7B). The record is from RefSeq and is a predicted model, not a curated record. NCBI's taxonomy places the organism in Eukaryota, Metazoa, Chordata, Mammalia, Chiroptera, Phyllostomidae. Gene Ontology annotation, cellular component: cytoplasm; nucleus. The transcript has a single exon. The coding region runs from base 1173 to 2426 and encodes 417 amino acids.